UGCCGGAUUAGGAUCGCAUUUAGCCGCGUGCGCACAAUCGUCGGUACGGGGACCCCGGGGGCACGUUGUUUCACUCUAGCACACCAACGGAAACACCACGCGCGAAACAAGGAAAGCCGGUUUCAACACCAGUUCCCCAGACCGAAAGGAAAAUCAGUAAAAAUUGGUGAAAAGUGUGACCUGCACUGCAGCAAGAUCAGAGAAAGGAAUUUUCAUCGGGGAACGAUCAGAGCCAAAUUUGAAAUUCUCGGCACUUUCCAAGCGAAAUUUAUCGAAAUAGUUAAUUCAAAUCUGUAUUUUGUGUAACUGAUCUUUAGAGCCAAAUUAAGUAACGAAAAUCGAAUUCGAAGUAGUGCUUUAGUGCAGGGAAGAAGUUGAAAAAAAGGUCUAGAAAAAUUCCCAGAAGAUGAUAUUUCAGCAUUGGCAACCGGAGCAGCAAAAAUAGCUGAAGCUACAAGUAUCCUAGAGUGAUUCACGUCGCGAAAAUUUUCGUCAUUUCCCAAAACCUGUAGUAAUGUAAGGUGACAAAUCACUUUUCCAUAAGUGAGGCAAAUAAGUAAGUGGUGUCGUGUUACAGGAAAAAAAAUAAAACCCAGUUAAAUAUAAUCUCCCCCGACAAGUGAAGUAGGUAUUUCACGGUCACUUCACUGCAGUGUAGUCAGUAUCGGCAAAAUACCAAACAGUGAGAAAAAUAGAAAAGCAAAUUAAAAUUCGUCAAGAUCGAAGUUCUGCACUAUAGUGAAAGAGCCGUAAAAAUUGGUUCGAAAAAUUUCCUUCUUUUUCGCAACGAUUUUUUACCUUCGAGGGGGCUAUUUUUAAAUCGAAGCAUAGCAUCUCUUUACAAGAGUAGCGGCCUACGGACAGUGUCAGAAUAGUGCUUUCCCACUCUACAUUAUUGUUACGCAAUUCGGCGAAUGGCUCGUAACGUAUAAUACCGAUUCUGCGAUUUUCGCGGUCAUCAUCCGUGGCGAGGUGCCUGUUGGCGAAAGGGAGAUAGUGUGAGUGAAAAGCUGUUGUUAUUGUUGUUUUUGGAACAUCUGAAUACGCGUGCUGGCUUGGUGCGAAAGUGAAAUCUGAAAUUUAAUGUUUCAACCCGUGAAUGUAGUGAGUGGUUGUUAAGGAAGUUAUGAAUUAUGAACCACCACAUCUCCAGUCGUGUGGAAAAUGUUUAAGAAGUGUGAAGAAAAUAUAAACAAAAUCCCUGAGUUGUAAACAAGGAACAAGGAAGAACUCAACUGAAUAGGGAAUUGGAAAAUGCGAUUCUGGGAUUAGUAUUUAAACCGAUUGGAGAUAAAAUAGUUUGGAUUCGUGCUGAAAAUCCGACAACAUGUCGCACCUGUUUCCUAGUGCAAAGGGUGACCAGCUGUGCCCACUCGGAUUCCAUCCGCAGGUGCGCUGGCCAACACGCUGCAAACGAUGCUUCCGUGACUACAAAGAGCACGGUAACAAACGAGGUGGCGAAGAUAUCACCGCUUCCACACCGGUCCUGCCCGGCUCGUCCCAUUCGCGAAGUCGCGAUGGAGGUAGUAGCACAAGUUUGGACAAACCCGUGCGAAGUUGGACAUCUACACAGAACUUGUUCGUUUCCAAUCACGGAAGCAGUAGUGACAGACCACCGGGGCUUCCACAGCGACCCGCUUCCUGGGCCUCGACGCCCGAUCUAGACAACAUUCUACAGCAAGUGAAGGCAGACUUUACUGUUAACUUGACGCUUCCACGAAGGAGGCAUACUACUACAUUCGACAACUUUGAAGAACCAGAGACGACAGUUACUAUCAAAAGACCACCGCUGCCGCCAAUCUUGAAGGUAGAACCUAAGAAGGAUGACACCAGGAAAGAACUGGAGAAAGCAGAAGACCAGGGAAUAAUUAUUGAGAAGGGAGACUCACUUGCCGAACGAGUACGCAAGAUGAAUUUGAUCAGACGUCAGGGCAGCGCUGAACGGGACAGUCGAGAGCGAUCGGUACCCAACAAGGAGGAGGAGGAACCACCAAUUCACCAUAUAAAACCAAUUAAAGUCGUCGAGCCGGAGAAAGUAGAACGUAAGCGUCGUAUUAGACCCAUUCCAGAAACCUCAGCGGAGGAGCAAUCUAAUAAACCUCAGCUAUCGCUAAGCAAAACAACGAUCACAUCCACAAAACCGCUUGGAAGCACUACUUUAGCACCUGUAAAAGAGAAAGAAACUAAAAAACCCACCAAGCCUGCUACAAACGAACCAGUAAAGGAGUCUACAAAGAUAAUUCGUCGACGACGCGUUGACGCAGGACCAUUUGAGUCUUCUUCGAAACCUUCGGUUGCUCCAACUCCAACUCCGAAACCGAUAAUAGCUCCAACGCCUAAACCCGAUCCGUUAGUGAGCAAUAGUAGCGAUGAUGUCAAAUUCCUUAUCUCUAUCAAAGACAACAAAUUGAAAUUGGACGAGGAUCUUCACUCGAUUACUACGGAUACUACCGAAACUACGAUUGUUGAUCAUAGCGAUAACUAUGAGUUGCAGGAAGAAAAUGAAAGCUUGAGACGAGAGUUGGAAACCGUGAAAGCGAGGUGUGAUAGGGCGGAACGAGAAAAGAGUGACAUACUGCUACGUAGACUGGCGUCUAUGGAUACGGGAUCGAACAAGACGGCGGCAUCAGAAGCUCUCAAGCUUCAACAAAAAGUAAACGAACAGAAACAGGUGAUUGAAGAUCUCCAGGAUGAGAAGAAGUUCCUAUCUACGAAGGUGAAGGAAAUCGAAUCAGACAUCAAAAUUCGGGGCGUAAAGAAUGUAGAAGAACAACUCAGACAGAAGCUGGAACAAGCGGAGACGCUGUGCGAGGAACUGAUGGAUGAAAAUGAGGAAAUCAAACGUGAGCUCAGAAACAUGGAGUCCGAGAUUGAAGAAAUGCAUGACAACUUCCGAGAGGAGCAAGCAGAUGAAUAUGCCUCACUGAAAAAGGAGCUCGAUCAAACUACCAAGAAUUGCCGCAUAUUGUCGUUUAAAUUGAAGAAAUCAGAUCGUAAGAUUGAACAGUUGGAAAUCGAGAAGACUACGCUCGGUGCCAAUACGGACCUACCUGCGAAGGUCAAACAACUGGAAGAUGAGCUGAAGGUCGCGAACGAAGUUGCCCGUCGCCUACAAGGUGAACUGGAACAGAUGGAAUCAAACCCAACUACUCCAACGAAGAAAACACCCACUUUGGGCAAAAUAGGAAAGUCAACAUCGGCGGAUAACAAGUUCUCUCGAGCAUCUUUAACACGAGGAGGAUCACAGGAGGAUCCAGUCCAGCUGCUUCGCGAUUUACAAGAUUCUCUGGAACGUGAAGCUGAUCUUCGUGAACAGUUGAAGUAUGCCGAGGAAGAAGCCGAAAAUCUUCGCCGCAAGUCCGGAAGAGUCGAGGAUGACAACGAGUCUCUCAUGAUGCAACUGAAGAAGAUGGCUACGAAGGCGAGAACAAAAGGUAUUUUCAAUACAGGUAGAAAGCUAAGUCCAAGUCCUCCAAACCGUCGCCUAACCCCGGAAGGUCCAAUGGAUAAGGACGAGGGAAUUUCGGAUGAAGAUGAUCCGGCUGAACUUAGGCUGCAGCUUGAAUUGAACGAACAAGAAACGGCCGUUUUGCGACGCAAGAUCGAAGAGUUGGAAAUCGAGAACAAGCGUAGCCGGGAGCAUGUCAAGGAACUCCAGGAAAGUUUGAUAUCCAAGACGAAGGAAAUGGAUAAACAGAAUAAGCUACCGUCGCUGUUGGGAUCAAAGAGCGGUGGGGUGAAGGAUCCACUGGAUGGGAAAAAGAUUAAGGUAAUGGAGGACGAAAUCAGUGAGCUCAGGAUGAAGUUAAUCGAGAAGGAUCGAGAGGUGGAGCGUGUUCAGGCCGAAUUGAGUAUAAGCAAAACGAAGGGCGGUAAAUCGUUGGUUAAAUCCAAAUCAUUGGACGCCGACCAACAGGUACAGGAUCUGAAGCGACAGUUACAGGUUAUCGAACAGGAAGCAAAUGUACUGCGACAGAAGACUCAAGCACUGGAACAAGAGAACGAAAAGUACACUGCCGAAAUCAAGCAGCUUCAACAGACCAAAGCAAAGGAUAGCGAAGCCGAGACCAAAAAGCUGAAUGGCACCAUUCAGGAGUUGCAAAAGGACAAGAGUGAACUGGAGAGCAAGUUGAAACGCAUCACGGCGGAAUCGUCCACUGGUAUGCCAUCGAGGAUACCAAAGGCGCCGAACGAUAUGCACACCAAGCUACAGUUGAAGAGAAUGAUCGAUGAUUGUGAGAAUGAAAUCAACGAGCUGCGGGCCAUUGUGGGUCGAUCGGGUGCCAUGAACAUAACCACGUUGGAGAAUGAGAAGAAAAAGCUUCAAGUAGAGCUGACUGAAUCGAAGGAACAGCGAACGAAACUGGAAGCGGAAAUAAGAAAGCUAGCUGCACCCAAGGUUUCUGCGGAGCUUCAGGCGAUUAAGUUAAGUGAGGCGCAACGUACAGUCCAGAAGUUGGAGGAUGAAAAUAAGAAGCAAAUCGAUAAAAUCAAAGUUCUGGAAGAAAAAAUUAGCAAGAUUACUACAAAUAUGAAGGCAACUGAAUCGACCAAGACCCAGCUGGAAACGCAGUUAAAGACCGAGAUGGAUAAGCUUACUUUGGCGGAGAAGGAUCUGGAAGGUUUGCGAAAGGAGAAAACUAAAAUUGCGGCGAAGAUAUCAGGUUUGGAGAAGGAGCUGUUGGAGGAGAAACAAAAAACAGACGAAACCAGGGAGGAUUUGGAAAAAGAGAUAGCCAAUUUGAAGAGAAAAUCCAUGUCAAAUGAUCCAUCCGCUCCCAAGAUUUUGGAACUAAGUCAAAAGAACGAAGAAUUAAUGUCAAAACUGGAGGAUGAAACCAGGAAGUACCACCAGCUAGUAUCCAAACAUGAAUCGCUGGAGGAGGAUCACGUAAUGCUGAAGGCUCAGAUGGAAUCCGAAAGGCAAAAGUUGCAAGAACUAACCAUCUUACGGAAUAAACUGGAACAAGCAGAUAGCAUAGAGGCCAUGCUGGUAAAGGAGAACACAAACCUCAGCCGAAAGUGCGUCGAAAUGCAGAAGAAGAUUGCUGCACUGGAAAGUAGCGCGGAUAGUCGCAUGGCCGGUUUAGAACUGGAGAACAAACGUCUGAAGAGUUCACUAGAAGAUAAACAACAUGAAUACGAGCACUUGAGCCAGGAGACUGAAAUGAAUGCAUACCAAGUGGCGCAGCUGAGAAAAGACAACGAUGAUCUUAGAGGCAAACUAGACGACUACGAGAGAAUCAACAAAGCGCAGCGAACUUUGAGCGAGCACAAUUCUCAUCUGGAACAAGAACUUAAGAAGCUACAUGUUCAACUUGAAACAGCCGAGAUGAACGUCAAGUCCGAGGUGGCCGCCACUCGCCUCCGGUACGAACAGCAAGUAACGAAUCUGCACAACGAGCUGACCGGUUUGCAGCGUCAAUGCGAGCGCUUCAAGCGUGAUCGUGACACAUUUAAGCAACUAGUGGAAGCCGCCCAGAAACAAAUCGGUGACAUGAAAGCCAAUCGCCGUAGUUUAGCUUCGGUAACGAGCAGUAGCGGCGACGACGACGACAAGUCCAAGAUCAUUGGGCUAGAGCAACAGAUCGGUUGCCUGGAGGAUGAGCUUAGCGAAGCUCGGUUGGAAGCCAGCAAGGUACGAACGGAAUUGAUUUCCGAGCUGAGUGCUUCCGAGAUCAAAAUCUCCGAAAUGCAAUCGAAGAUCAAUGAACUUGAGGAGGAGAAAAUUAUCAGCGGAGGCAAGAGCAAGGUACCGGGAACGAAGACAAGAUUAGAGCUUUCAUGGCAGAAGGAACGCGAGGAUCUACAACGAUUGGUACAGGAGACUUCGACCUUAGCACGAGAUCUCCGGCAGACACUGUUUGAAGUGGAACGGGAACGAGAUAAGGAAAAACUGGAAUCUAAACGUAAGAUAGAUCAGAACAAAAAGACAACCGAAGAAGAGAUUGAGGAAGGCAGAAGGAAAGUUACCGAGCUGCAGAGUGAUUUGCUUGAGCUGCGAGAUGCUCAUGCCAAACUAAGGACAGCAAACGAGAAGCUGAGACGUGACCGCGAACGAUCUGAGCGGGAACGUGAGAGUGCUACCCGACGAAGGCUUGAAAUUGAAGGCGACCGGAGAAUUGGAGCUUUGCUGCAAACAGUGGAUGAACUGGUCAGAAUGGCACCGGAACUGCAGAGGUCUUCUGCCAGACACGAACCUACCACUACUACUACAAGCACAGGAAAGACCAUCACAGCAAACGCACCCAUUCCAACACCUCCGAUGCGUCAUAAGAGUCCCUCUCCAGGUCCCGGUGGCGCUACACCACAGUCGCCGACGAUAACAGCAGUAUUAACCAGACUGGCGGAGGCGUCGGAUGAUUUGAGACGCUACCAGCGUAUGUGCGAUGAGGACAAAGACAGGGAACGAAUUAGACGUGGUGGAAUGAGACGAGCUGCGUCCCAAGAGACCGAUUCCAUAGAAGGCCAUUCGAGCAGACCGGUUAUGAGAAUCAACCGAAAUGGAGGAAGUUUGUACAAGAAGAGCUUGUCACUUGAUCAAUCUCUGCAGAUUGAACAGCAAGGGCAGCUUAUAUGGAAGGAAGGCGAUGACAGUAUGUCUUCGUUGCAAUCUCUCGAUUCAGAAUAUGGCGCUAGGUAUCAGAGGGAUUCCAGCUUGGAUUCACGCCUUUCCGGUGGUUCAACUCAAAGUGACAUGCCGAGAAUGAGAAAGAAGAAACGUGGUCUGAUGGGUAAAUUGCGCAGUUUGAGUUUGACCAGGGGUAGCAAGGGUAGCGAGAGUGAUUUUUCAAUUCAAGGAUCCGACUCGGAUCUCAGCAUGGCGGGUGAUAUUCGUUCCAGCAAGACCAACCUAAAGGGAAAGCUAUCCGGAAUGUUCCGAAGGGCGGGAUCAUCUUCCCGGGCGAACAGUAGCGAAGCCCUUGAUCGGGAGUUGCAGCGCCCAGUUGCAAUUCAAACUUUAGGUAAUGGACCCAAUGCGGGAGUGGCGGGACAAGGAAUACCGCCACGGCCAGUGUCCGGCAGCACGCCGCAUUUAGCAAGACAGACUGGAAAACCUCCCACUCCAUCGAUGGCUCCCGUGCAAAGAAGAAGGGUGGUCGGAUCGUCACAACCCGGAGCACCGAGUUCGGGGACACUUCCAAAGUAACAAUUUGCAAAAAGGCACUUUUAGUUGAUAUUCUAAAAUAAAGCUAUCUCAGACAGAAUUACGCAUAAAUUAUUUCAUCCUACUGAUAGGUAGACCAUCGAGAUGCACCAAUAUUAUUCAGUUUUCUAGUUGUUAUUGUAAAAAACAA
Messenger RNA from Ochlerotatus camptorhynchus, 7298 nucleotides. RefSeq lists its product as uncharacterized. The record is from RefSeq and is a predicted model, not a curated record. Lineage: Eukaryota; Metazoa; Arthropoda; Insecta; Diptera; Culicidae. Bases 1328 to 7150 code for a protein of 1940 amino acids. The transcript is spliced from 18 exons.